Molecule: messenger RNA, 1713 nt
Organism: Tupaia belangeri chinensis (Chinese tree shrew)
Lineage: Eukaryota; Metazoa; Chordata; Mammalia; Scandentia; Tupaiidae
Product: vascular non-inflammatory molecule 3
Exons: 7
Coding region: 58-1563 (501 amino acids)
Biological process (GO): pantothenate metabolic process
Molecular function (GO): pantetheine hydrolase activity
Source: RefSeq, a predicted model, not a curated record
GGUGAUCCGUAAUAUAAGAAUCUGAGCUUGUGUUUCAAACAUCACUACAUUUUAGUUAUGAUUGCCUCAUAUUUCCCAAAAUGUGCUCCCAUCUUUGUCUUCUUUGUUCUGAGUGUUGGCGCCAUGGAUACUUUCAUUGCUGCAGUGUAUGAACAUGCUGUUAUAUUACCAAACAGAACAGAGACACCUGUUUCAAAAAAAGAAGCUUUGCUCCUUGUGAAUAAGAACAUAGACGUUUUGGAGAAAGCAGUUAAGCUGGCAGCCACGCAGGGUGCACAUAUCAUUGUGACCCCAGAAGAUGGAAUCUAUGGUUGGGUCUUCACCAGAGAGACCAUUUACCCCUAUCUGGAGGAUAUACCAGAUCCUGCAGUGAACUGGAUUCCAUGUAAAGACCCCAAGAGGUUUGGCAACACACCAGUGCAAGAAAGGCUCAGCUGCCUGGCCAAGGACAACUCUAUCUAUCUCGUGGCAAAUAUAGGAGACAAGAAGCCAUGCAACACCAGUGAUCCUCAGUGUCCCCCUGACGGCCGUUACCAGUACAACACUGACGUGGUGUUUGAUUCCAAGGGUAGGCUUGUGGCACGCUACCAUAAGUACAAUCUCUUUGCACCUGAAAUUCAGUUUGACUUCCCCAAGGAUUCAGAAUUUGUGACUUUCGAUACUCCUUUUGGGAAGUUUGGCAUUUUCACUUGCUUUGACAUUUUUUCUCAUGACCCUGCUGUAGUGGUUGUAGAGCAGUUUCAAGUUGACAGCGUUCUCUACCCCACCGCCUGGUACAACACGCUGCCCCUCCUCUCGGCUGUUCCAUUCCACUCAGCAUGGGCCAGAGCCAUGGGCGUCAACCUGCUUGCUGCAAAUACCCACAACACCACCAUGCAUAUGACAGGAAGUGGGAUCUACGCCCCAGAAGCUGUCAAGGUGUAUCAUUAUGACAUGGAAACAGAGAGUGGUCAGCUGAUGCUAUCAGAAUUGAAGUCUCGGCCUCGCCUUGAGUCCUCUUACCCUGCCGCUGUUGACUGGAGCUCUUAUGCCAAGAGGAUCAAGUCAUUCUCCUCUGAGCAGUCAGAUUUUUCAGGGAUGAUUUAUUUUGAUGAGUUCACCUUCACUGAGCUUAAGAGAAACACGGGAAAUUAUACAGUGUGUCAGAAAGACCUGUGUUGUCACUUAACAUACAAGAUGUCUGAGAAGCGAACAGAUGAGGUCUAUGCCCUGGGUGCUUUCGAUGGCCUGCACACGGUAGAAGGUCAAUAUUACCAACAGAUAUGCACAUUACUUAAGUGUCAAACCACAGACUUGAGCACCUGUGGGGAGCCUGUAGGGUCCGCUUUUACCAAGUUUGAAGAAUUCUCCCUCAGUGGCACAUUUGGAACGAGUCAUGUCUUCCCACAGAUUGUUCUAAGUGGGAGUCAGCUUGCCCCUGAAACACAUUAUGAGAUUUCAAGCGAUGGACGUCUGAGGAGCCGAAGCGGAGCCCCCUUGCCUGUCUUAGUUAUGGCCCUGUAUGGAAGAGUGUUCGAGAAGGAUCCUCCACGCUUAGGACAGGGACCUGGGAAAUUACAAUGACCUUUACCAGGGCCUUUUUGAGAUUAGCCUGGCAAAGAGAAAGGGGAAAGAAAAACAAUUUUGGGGUCUGCUUAGAAGAGAUGUUAUAAACUGACAGAAAUCACAAACUUAAGAUUAUAAAAGUGAUAAAUAAAUGCAAAUUUUACAUUU